CUGUGAAGGAAGAAGACGCCGGAUGCGAGGAGGAGUCUCACCUCCGUCCGCCUUAGAGCCACCCGUGGCGACUUUGGGGCGGACCACGCUGGCAAACCAUGGAUCAACCCGGCGGUGCCCGAGACCGCCUGCUAGGCAUGAUCGUGCUCUCAAGCAUCACUUUCCUCGUGCUGAGCAUCACGCCUCCUCUGCGCUUCCUCGUCGGAUUCGUCUCGAAUGCCAUCUUCGCCGGCAUCGUGGGCUUCCAGCUGGCCGAGCUCAUGGACCGCCGGUACCGCCAAGAGGUCCGGCUCAAGCAUCCGACCGUCUUCGUCAGCGGCUGCGACAGCGGGCUGGGGCUGCACACUGCCCGGCGUCUCCAUGAGCACGGCUUCGAGGUGUACGCCGGCUGUCUGGACCCCGCCUCGGACGGGGCGACUGUCCUCAAGGAGAUGCGGGUCAACGUGGUGGCCCUCGACUACAUGGAGGAGGACAGCAUCGUGCAGGCAUACAAGACGGUGGCCGCACAGCUCGGCGAUAAAGAGCUGUGGGGAAUCGUGGCCAACGCGGGCGUGACCAACUACGGCGAGCUGGAGUGGAUGUCGUUCGACGAGCUGCGCUGGCUUGUCGCCGUUAACGUCACCGGCACCAUGCGCUUCGUCAAGGAGGGCAUCGCGCUGCUCAGGAAGAGCAAAGGCCGCAUCGUCAUCAUGUCCAGCGUGCACGGCCGUAUGUCCAUACCCGGAUCUGUGGGGACGUCCGCCGCGGCCGCGGCGCUGUGCUCGCUCGCCGACGGCCUGCGGCGUGAGCUGUACAAGUGGCAAGUGAACGUGUCCACAGUGGAGCCCAUGCUGUACAAGACCAGGAUCACGGACCCUGAAAAUGUGAAGAUUGGCAUCAACGAGGUCAUCAACAGAAUGAACCCCACCAUGAAGGAAGCGUACGGCCAACUGUACCUGGACACGUUCAAGAACAUGAUUCCCAAGCGCAUGCAGAAGUACAUGCACGUCAACCUCAACGACGUGUCCAAGGCAGUCCACUGCGCCCUGACAGAUCCGAUCCCGAAGGCGCGGUACCGGUGUGGCAGCACGGACUUGGCGUUGUGCAGCCUCUUCGAGCUGCUGCCCAUCGAGAUGCUCGACAGCGUGCUCAUCAAUGCGUUCCAGCCGAGGUCCAAGGCGCGGGGACAGUUGAUGGUGCCCCCUAAAGCAACCGUGGACUUGUCCAAGACAGAGUGAAUGCACCACGGACGCGCCACCACGUGUUCGAAGUGGCGAGAAUAAAUUGUCCACUCUUGGC
This is a messenger RNA of Dermacentor albipictus, 1278 nucleotides long. RefSeq names its product dehydrogenase/reductase SDR family member 9-like. Gene Ontology annotation, molecular function: oxidoreductase activity. Gene Ontology annotation, biological process: steroid metabolic process. Gene Ontology annotation, cellular component: intracellular membrane-bounded organelle. The record is from RefSeq and is a predicted model, not a curated record. Lineage: Eukaryota; Metazoa; Arthropoda; Arachnida; Ixodida; Ixodidae.